Emiliania huxleyi CCMP1516 is the source of this 694-nucleotide messenger RNA. RefSeq lists its product as hypothetical. Lineage: Eukaryota; Haptophyta; Isochrysidales; Noelaerhabdaceae. The transcript has 2 exons. Bases 47 to 376 code for a protein of 109 amino acids. The record is from RefSeq and is a predicted model, not a curated record.
UCCACCGCUGUCCCUCCCCCCUUGCUUGCUUGCCGCGUCCUAGCUCAUGUGCACCUCGAACGACGCGAGCGCCUCCUCCAAGAACGACGCUCUCAACGCGCUCCACCAGUGCGACGACGAGGACGCGCCCCCGCUCAUCGCCGCGCUCACUUCGUUGGGCUUCUCGGUGCAGCUUGCGCACGUUCCGAAGGAGACAUCGUGGGACGACGUCGACGAGCACGGCUACAUCAAGCUCAAGUCUGCUGAAGGCAAGGACCUGAUCCGCGUCGGAGGCUUCCAACAUAACCGACUGCUCCGCUCGGGUGGCAGCUGGGACGCGGCUGCCGUCGCCAAGGUUUGCGAGGCCGCGAAGGACUCGGUGCCGGCCGCCGCCUGAUCGUGGUCCUCAAGUAGAGUGACGUGACUUAGCAUGGAUGGGACGGGCCUCAAGGAGGAGAGCACACCACAUGACGCGCCUCCGCUGCAACUCGCCCUGCGAGAAGCGGCGGCGCUGAUGAUCCGGAUGACACCCACCGGCUAUCUAAGGGGUUGGACAGUCGGGCGGGUGUCAUCAACAUGUGCUCUCCACUCAAAUCCGUCCCGGCCGGCUCCGUCUCUGAUGAUAGGGAGAGUUGAGUGCACCACACCGGGGGCGGGAAGCCAGAUGUGCGGUCCUACAUUUUUGUAUUCGUACACCGUCUAUUAGAUUACCGUG